AUGUCACACUACAUUUCCCGGCAUUCAAAUCGAGCUUAGCUGAGGGACGCUAGUUUGCUAAUAACAAACUUGUGGAAGUGGAGUCCUCCCGGGAUGAGGAGGAGGACGGGAUGAACGCAUCUGGUCUGGCUCAGUCCGGGCCGCCCCUGGUGCUGCCAGGUACCCUGGACAUGGGGGGUGGCGGUAAACAGCAGGCUGGUGCCAGCGGGCUUCUGGGGGGUUCUGCUGUGGCCGUAGGGGGGCUGGGGAGCUCGGAGAUGGAGCUGCAGAAGAUGCUGAUCGACGAGAGGAUGCGCUGCGAACACCACAAGACCAACUACCAGACGCUCAAGGCAGAACACACCAGGUUGCAGGAUGAGUAUGGUCGUGGGCAGGCUGAGCUGCGGAGGCUGUUGAGUGAUAAGCAGUCCUCUCAGGAGAAGCUGCAGCUGCUGCUUGCCGAGCUGAGGGGAGAGUUACUGGACAAGACCCGGCAGAUGGAGGAACUCCGCGUCCAGAUCAUGACCCCCCAGAGGCAGGAGCUGCUGAGAGCUCAGAUUCAACAAGAGCUGGAGGCACCCAUGAGGGAACGCUUCAACAAACUGGAGGAGGAGGCGGAGAAGUUCCGUUCGGAAUACAAUAAGCUGCGCUACGAGCUGACCUACGUCAAGUCAGAGCUGCACCAGCAGAGAGAGGAGCACGCUCGCGUCCUGGAGGAGCGAAAGCUACGCUACGAUGCAGAGGUAGCGCGUCUGGAGCAGGAGCGAGACCAGUUGUCAGCCCAGCUGUCCAGCGGCGACCCGGCGCGUGACGGGCGUCGCGUGGAGGCCCUGCUGAGGGAGAAGGCCCAGCUGCACCAGCGCCUCAAGGGCCUGGAGGCCGAGGUGGCCCAGCUGCGCGCCGAGAGGGACAGCUCCGGCUCGCAGGCCGAAAACGUGCAGCGCAUCCAGAUGAGGCAGCUGGCCGAGUCCCAGGCUUCGGUUAAGGCCCUGGAGGCGGAGAAGCAGUCUGUGAAGAUGCAGCUGGAGCGCGUGGAGACCGAGAUGAACCUCAGUCAGGAGCAGAACACGCAGCUCACCACGCGCCUGCACAAGGCGGAGAGGGAGGUCAACAUGCUCAGCAGCCAGCUGGAGGGACUGAAGCACUCUCACAAGCUGGAGGUGACCAACGUGAAGCUGGAGUGUGUGAGGGCCAAGGGCGAGCUGGAGAGGGAGAGGGACACCCUGCAGAGCCAAGUGGAUGGUCUGCAGUCUGAUGUGGAGGUGCUGCGUGUGGCCGUUGAGAGGAGUAAAGAGCACGUGCUGGAGAGGGAGCGGGAGAUGGUGCGGAGGGUGCAGGCCGCCCGCGAGGAAGAGCUACACAAGAUGGCAGCGGUGCAGGAGGAGAAGCUAGAGCUGGAUAACCGCAUGUCCGAGUUGGAACAGCAGAGGGCGCUGCAGGAGGCGUCAGCUAAUUCCCAGAGGGAGGAGUGGGAGGAGAGGAUCCGGGCCAGCCAACUAGCAGAGGAGGCCGCACGCAAGGAGGCACAGACUCUCAGGGUGAAGGUGCAGCAGCUGGCUACUCAAGUGGAGGAGCAUGAGAGACAGCAGGCAGACAACCAGGAGCUCAGACAGAGGAUCCAUGAUCUGAAUGGCCAGCUGGCUGCCGUGUCCCAGUCAGAGUCAGAGCUGCUGGACACCAACCAGCGUCUAAGGGAGAGCCUGGAGAGGGCACGCGAGGAGCUGAGGAGCACACGCACCCAAGUGGACAAGGCACAGCAGGAGGCCGAGAGGUUAGUGGAGGAUCGUCGUGUGGAGUGGCUGGAGGAGAAGCAUAAGCUUCAGGAGCAGGAGUCGGAGCUGCAGGAGAAGUACAGCCAGGCCAAGGACCGCCUGCAGAGGGCAGCACUCGCACAGAAGAAGAGGAAAAGCAUGACCGAGGCGAAGGAGAAGAAACUCCUGGACAAGAUCCAACUGCUGGAGGCUCGAGUGGAGGAACUGCAGAUCGAAGUCAGCACCACCAAGAAGAGGACGUAUUCUGAGGAGCAUGCCCAGAUGCAGCGUCGGCUGAGAGAGCUACAGCGUCGCCAUAGCGAGUUCCGCCGGCUGUUGCUAGGACACCAGCAGUUCUCCUCCACGCCCAUACCGCCUGCCUCCAUGAUGAUACCCGGAUCAGACACACUCUUCCCAGCCAUGCAGGAUGAGCAGCACCAGCGUGAGCUGUCUGUGCUGCGUCGCCGCCUUGAGGAGCUGGAGUGCAGCCAGCAGCAGCAGCUGGAGGAACUGGGCCCGCCUGCGGACCGGGACCGGGACCGAGACAGGGACAGGGACUUCAGUCUCAGGGACGGUGGCACCAGCCCACGCGACCACCGCGGAGUGGCCCUGCACAGCAGCCUGAGCUCCCGAGACGCCCUGCCUGACCUUUAACCUCCAUUGAUAACCUUUGACCUUUUGAGCUGCGAUGAAGUCAUAGAUAUGAACACUAGGUGCCGUGUUGGUGUGACUGACUGUGACCCAAUUCCAAUCCUGGGUGCCGUUGUCUUUCAUAGAUGUUGUUUUCUGCCACUUACUAGAUAAUGUGCAUAUUGCCUUGCCAUCCAUUGGUGGUAGCGUUAUACUGGCAAAACAUGGCAGACAUCUGACUUGAACCAUUCGUUCCAAUAGAAAGGAGUGGUCACCGCGGUAUCGAGUGUUCAUAUCUAUGCAAUGAACUUUUGUCGUUUGAGCGUAAUGACAUCACUCUAUGACAUUUUCAGUCUUAUGUUUAGGCUGGGGAUGUUGAUGUUUUGAAUAGUUAUUUGUGAUUCUGUUUUGUGUUGUGUUUUGUUUCAUAACAGCCAUCAUAUAUGUGUAUAUGUGCCAAAGCUUGAAGACUUGAAACGAUAUGUACACUUGAUUGUUAGCUACAAGGGUCUUUUAUUCCGUUUUUUUUUAAAUGUGCUUUUAAAUCUUAUCAGUGUUUUAUGUGUUUGCACCUUUUUUAGUCCCUCUUUUACAAUAAUAAUACAUGUUUAUUAGCUGAAAAAUGUCUCCCAGUUUACAUUCAGGGAUUUUAAACUAGCGUGUUUUUGUGUACGUUUGUUGCUUGUUCUUCCACAAAUGGGUCAAGUUCACGAUACAACAGAUUUGUGUAUUUUGGUUGAUACUGGACUUUGGUCUAAUGUAAAUAUGUGAAUUCUAUGGGUGUCUGUAAAUAAAGAUGCAUUUGUA
Messenger RNA from Engraulis encrasicolus (European anchovy), 3167 nucleotides. RefSeq names its product centrosomal protein 83 (gene cep83). NCBI's taxonomy places the organism in Eukaryota, Metazoa, Chordata, Actinopteri, Clupeiformes, Engraulidae. Gene Ontology annotation, cellular component: centriole; ciliary transition fiber; centrosome. The transcript is spliced from 16 exons. The record is from RefSeq and is a predicted model, not a curated record. Gene Ontology annotation, biological process: establishment of centrosome localization; cilium assembly. Bases 111 to 2384 code for a protein of 757 amino acids.